Daphnia carinata is the source of this 445-nucleotide messenger RNA. RefSeq lists its product as uncharacterized. Lineage: Eukaryota; Metazoa; Arthropoda; Branchiopoda; Diplostraca; Daphniidae. The coding region runs from base 94 to 405 and encodes 103 amino acids. The record is from RefSeq and is a predicted model, not a curated record. The transcript is spliced from 3 exons.
GAUAAUUCGUACAAAUCGAACUGUCUCUACCACGAAAUUUGUAUUUAGUUUUCCAUUUUCCUCGACUUUAGACAACUUCAAGUUUGUAAAUUAAUGUCUGCCAUGGAUGGUGGGAAGAAGAAGAAUGGUAUCUUUGCGGCAACCGAUUGCAAUGAUAAUAAGCCAUAUCCCAUCGCCAAGAUCGAUUGCUGCUUUGACAUUGAUGGGAAGAUAACCUCCCUGGAGGCCAAGAAGAAGAUGAUGAAAGCUGUUGGGGUCGACAUGAAGAAGAUGGCUGACGAAGCCAAACGACUACGCUGGGAGAACACAAAACUAAUGCUGGAAAAUCUAUGGAAAUACAACAUGCUGCAAAUGGAAGAAGGCGCCUGCGCUGCUGUCAUCGCGGAAAAUCAAGAUCACCAUUAACAUAAACCAUUUACAAAAUAUUGUUUGGAAACAUCUUCGA